AUAUUUGUGUAUAAAUAUCCAGUAUCAAUUGUUUACAACUUGGUAGCUGUACUCAGUAAUGUUUUGGUUGAUCCAUAGCUAAAACAUUCCCCUGUUUUCUAAAAAGUUUUUCACGUGCCAAGCCUAAUGAAGAAGUAAUUAAGUGCCGUAUGUAUGCUGGAUACUCGAAUCAUUGUUUGAAUACAUGUGGAAUCGGAUAAAAAAAUACGGCGUCAAUAAUAUUAUCUACAAUUUUCAAAACCACAAACAUAGUUUAAUAUAUAGAGAUAUUCUUCGACGGCGUGUUUCAUAAAUUGGUUUAUUAAAACUAUUAAACAUUAACGUGUGAACGACAUUAUAGUAAUAUGAAUACAAAUGAACUAUUCAAACAGUUCCAAAAUGCCAGAAAGACAUGUAUCUGGUGUUGAACGGCCGAUGACCGGAAGUGUACUACCGAAAACACAUGGAGACUCGCGCGUGUCUCAGACCGGAUUCGCCAACAUUCUUCUGGAUAACUCAAACCCUGAUAAAAUACUCACCGAUGAAGAAGAACGUAAGAGUUUAAGAGUAAGUUUUACGGAAUUACCAUCGAUGAGUUCCGACGGCGGAAAUGAAAGACCCUUUAAACGGAAGUACUUGGAGGCGCUCCAGAUUUGUAAGCCCAUCCGAUCAGCAUCAGAGGACAGACAAAUCCCAAUAAGCAACUCAGGUUGUUUUUCCUACCUAUUCCUUACAUGGUUUUCUCCACUUGUUUGGAAAAUGUUUAAACAUCGCGACGUCGAGGUGUCACAGAGCGAUGUGUGGGAGUGUUCUGAUAUGGAGGGGGUACGAGUGAACACAGAGAGAAUGAUGAUGCUAUGGUCCAAGGAGCUUCAUGAUUGUGGCCCCAAGAAGGCGUCGUUUUUGAGGGUAUGGAUCAGGUUCAUACUCACAAGAUCUGCUGUAAGCCUCAUUGUUCUGGCUGUCAAAGCUCUGGCCAUGUUCCUUUCGUCGGCGCUUCUUGUGAACAAAUUGCUUCGCUACCUGGAGUCUGCCGAAAACAACCUCUUGUACGGUCUCGGCCUGACGGCGGCCAUGUUGGCCUGUGAGGUGGUGCGCGCCAUCUCCUUUGCCAAUUUCAUGGUGUUCAGUGCUCAAACCGGUGCCCGCUUCAGAUCAGGAUUCAUGGGCAUAAUGUACGAUAAACUCAUGAAGCUGAGAGCAAUCAAUGGAAAGACAACCUCAGAGAUCCUCAAUAUGUUUAGCUUGGAUUCGUACCGAGUGUAUAACGCCACGUGGUACACGAUGUUAAUCAUUAGCUUGCCAAUCUAUCUAAUCAUCGGCACGAUCUACGCCUACACUCUGAUUGGAUACUGGUGCUUCGUUUCCAUAGGGAUCUUUAUAGGUUGCUUCACGGCACAGAUGCGACUUACCGGCUUAACGAGAACCAUGCGAAAGAAUUGCUCAAAACAUACCGACAUGAGGGUUCGACGCAUGGGCGAGAUCCUAAAAAGCAUGAAGUUCAUCAAAUUGUAUGCGUGGGAAAAACCGUUCAACGAGGCCAUCAAAAAUGUGAGGCAAUCAGAACAAAUGUACCUGCUUUAUUCCGCUUUUCUGGACGUAGUUAUCGGUUCUGUCAUAAAGGUGACACCGGUCAUAGCCACCGUUGUUUCGAUUACCGCUUUCGUCGCCGCCGGAAACGACUUAAACGCAUCUACUGCCUUCGCUAUCAUCGGAACCCUGAGCUUUGUGCGAAUAAGUAUCACGGUUGUUCCCUCCGCUUUGAGGACAUAUGGUGAAGCGACAGUCAGCUUUCGACGGAUUGAAAAAUUGUUAACGUUAGACGAGUUCGCUUCGCCUUCGCAAGACGUCUUUAAAAAGGACAACGCUGUAGAGCUUAAAGCUGCCAAUUUCAUCUGGGAAUCAUUUCUAGAUGUCAAUGAGACACAGUCAUUUGGGAGUCCAAGAAGCGAAAGUUCUAACUUAUUCCGGUUGUCAGAUAUAACACUCGAAGUGAAACAGGGGCAGCUGAUUAGCAUCUGCGGUUCUGUUGGAUCCGGGAAGUCCUCCCUGAUGUCAGCUAUCAUAGGAAGGAUGAUGUUAAUAAAAGGGCAUUUGGCAGUUAGUGGGACUGUGGCCUAUGUUUCCCAACAGGCGUGGAUAUUCAAUGCUUCGAUCAAAGAAAACAUUUUGUUUGGACAAGAAUAUAAGAAGGAAAGGUAA
Dreissena polymorpha is the source of this 2181-nucleotide messenger RNA. RefSeq names its product ATP-binding cassette sub-family C member 5-like. The transcript is spliced from 15 exons. NCBI's taxonomy places the organism in Eukaryota, Metazoa, Mollusca, Bivalvia, Myida, Dreissenidae. Gene Ontology annotation, molecular function: ABC-type transporter activity; ATP binding; ATP hydrolysis activity. Bases 355 to 2181 code for a protein of 608 amino acids. Gene Ontology annotation, biological process: transmembrane transport. Gene Ontology annotation, cellular component: membrane. The record is from RefSeq and is a predicted model, not a curated record.